UGUAAUGUCACUUGUACAAAUAAUGGCCAAUUAAAAGGACACGUGAGAGUCCAUACAGGUGAGAAACCAUUUCGAUGUGAUUAUAUAAACUGUGAUAGAUCGUUUGCCAGAAAUGAAGAAUUAACUCGCCACAGAAGAAUACAUUCUGGUAUAAGACCACAUCAUUGCCAAACUUGUGGUAAAUACUUUGGUAGAAAAGAUCAUCUU
Messenger RNA from Lottia gigantea (owl limpet), 207 nucleotides. RefSeq lists its product as hypothetical. Lineage: Eukaryota; Metazoa; Mollusca; Gastropoda; Lottiidae. Gene Ontology annotation, biological process: regulation of transcription by RNA polymerase II. The transcript is spliced from 2 exons. The record is from RefSeq and is a predicted model, not a curated record. Gene Ontology annotation, molecular function: RNA polymerase II cis-regulatory region sequence-specific DNA binding; DNA-binding transcription factor activity, RNA polymerase II-specific. The annotation marks the transcript as partial.